AUGAUAAAGAGUGUAACUGGGUCCUACCAGGGAGCUUUGAUGUGUGUGCGCAGGCGCAAUUUACCAUUUUCUAUCACAUGGGUUUGUUUAUACGUCACAAUUACGAUGAUAAAGAGUGUAACUGGGUCCUACCAGGGAGCUUUGAUGUGUGGAUUUCUCCAAAACCACUCUAUUAUUGAUAUUAUUGAAGAACAAUUCCCUGAACUGGAUGAGAAUAAAAUAACAGACACAUUUGAUCAUAUUAAAGCAUCAGUACCAGCAACUUGGAGGGAAAUUAUAGACUCCAGCUCCUUUAAUGUACAUCCUGGGGAAAAUUUCUUUAAUAUAUCCAAUAGUAAAGUGUCUCCUGACCAGCUGACAUCUAAAUUCUGUUAUAAGAUAUUAUCUAAACUUAAAGAUGCAACACCUACUGCUGUUCAUUACUGGGAGAAACAGAAUUUGGGUGUCAACUGGCCACAAACUUUUAAUAAUGUCUUUAAAAAUUAUAAAUCGCCUAAAAUGAUUGACCUAGAUUUUAGAAUUGCACAUAACGUAAUAUGGACAAUGGCCAAAUUAAAACGCAUCGAGAAAGUUGAGAGUGACCUCUGUCCAGUUUGUGGGGACGAGCCCGAAACCAUAGAGCAUUUAUUUGUAGAUUGCCUGGAUUUAAGUUUUUUUACAUACCUUAUAGAACAAAUGUUAAAGGAUAUUUUACCUUUUACUUUUACCAAUCUAGAUUUUAAAUGUUUUAUGUUAUUUGGUCUCCAACAUUUUAAUAAGUCAAUCCCCUCUGAACUUUUAAAUAUCAUUUUAUCCUGUGCUAGACAAACCAUUUUAACUAGAAGAUAUGUUUAUAUUGAUAAACCAAAUGCAAAUUUAGAUUUAGUUAUUUUAUAUAAGAAUGUUUUAGCAAAUGCACUCAUUUAUUUAAGAGAAUUUUUUCCUAAACAUGUUUUUAUACAGAAGUUUAUUUUACCUUCCUGUUUUGUAAAUAUCCAGCUUGAUAACUCAAUCAAUAUAGAAUUUUGUUAA
Messenger RNA from Lottia gigantea (owl limpet), 1011 nucleotides. RefSeq lists its product as hypothetical. The record is from RefSeq and is a predicted model, not a curated record. NCBI's taxonomy places the organism in Eukaryota, Metazoa, Mollusca, Gastropoda, Lottiidae. The transcript has 3 exons. The coding region runs from base 1 to 1011 and encodes 336 amino acids.